Molecule: messenger RNA, 2873 nt
Organism: Vanessa tameamea
Lineage: Eukaryota; Metazoa; Arthropoda; Insecta; Lepidoptera; Nymphalidae
Product: UNC93-like protein MFSD11
Exons: 8
Coding region: 346-1707 (453 amino acids)
Source: RefSeq, a predicted model, not a curated record
AACUUACGUCAGACAAUUGCGUUAUUAAUUUUCUUUGUCUUUGUAAUAUAGUUAUUAUAUGUAACGACAUAAGAACUAAAAUUAAUUAAUUUAAAGCGUUACAAAGAGUUUCACGGCGACAAACAGUGAAGACUGGAGGGAGUUUGAAUUUGGAGAAUGGUUGUAGAAUUUGUUAUUAACAUUAACACUACAAAAGCAAACUCUAACUGAUAGAGUGCGAUCGUUUAUUAAGCCGUAUAUUAAUAACAUUUUAGUACUAGGUGUGCAUUUGAAUCAAAAAUAACUGAUUGCUUAAAAAUUGUAUAUUAGUUUAAUUUUUGCUAUUUUUCUAUUUAAGAAAUAAUCAUGGAGCGUAAAUUUUUAAACGUUAUUCUGCUUGGUUUCGGAUUUAUGUUCGUGUUUACUGCUUUCCAAACUAUGGGAAAUAUUGAGAAAACCAUAUUGGACAGUAUAACACAGGAUGAUCCAGCCUUCACUGGCGACGGAUACACUUCGCUCGCCAUCAUCUAUGCAACACUGGCUAUUUGCAAUUGGAUGGCUCCCUCCAUCAUAAGCAUCACGGGACCACGAGGCGCCAUGCUUAUCGGGGCACUUACUUAUUUAUUCUUCAUAGUAACAUUCCUGUUCCCUCGCACUUGGUUCCUGUACGUGGCGAGCGUGCUGAUAGGCGCUGGAGCCGCCGCGAUAUGGACGGGACAAGGGAACUACCUAACGCUUAACAGCGAUGCUGAGACUAUUUCCAGAAAUUCUGGUAUCUUUUGGGCGAUGUUACAAUGCAGCUUAUUCUUCGGCAACCUGUUCGUCUUUAUAAAGUUCCAAGGCAAGACGCAUAUAGACCUGGAGACUCGUAACGUAGUAUUCGGCGCGCUGACCGCGGUGUGCGCUGUGGGGAUCGUCUUCAUACUGCUGUUGAGGCCGACCAGACGAGCGCCAACCAUUGAUGAUAGCGAGAUGGCUGUGUCAGAGGCCGAAGGUCCAAUGGAAGCGUUCAGAGGAGCGCUCAGGUUGUUCUGCACCAGUGAUAUGAUACUGUUGAGCGCUGCUUUUGUUUAUACAGGUGUCGAGUUAUCCUUCUUCAGCGGCGUGUACAGCCCCAGUAUCGGUUUCACUCUUGCAAUGGGCGAAAAUGCAAAACAACUUGUAGGCCUCUCUGGUGUAUUCAUUGGUAUGGGAGAAGUACUUGGUGGAGCCAUUUUCGGUAUCCUCGGUAACAAAACAACGAGAUGGGGUCGGGAUCCUGUGGUGAUCAUGGGCUACCUCAUCCAUAUGACCAGCUUCUUCCUGAUCUUCAUCAAUCUGCCAAACGCAGCGCCCUUCGGCGACACCAUGGACACUUCCUACAUCACGCCCUCGCCCUACUUGGCUAUGUUCUGCAGUUUCCUCCUAGGAUUCGGGGACGCCUGUUACAACACCCAGAUUUACUCGAUGCUGGGCGGAAAGUACGCGGACAAUAGCACAUCCGCCUUCGCUCUGUUCAAGUUCACUCAGUCGCUGGCGGCCGCGUCGUGCUUCUUCUACUCGUCGCGCGCGCCGCUGUCGGUGCAGCUGGGCGUGCUGGCCGUGCUGGCGUCGGCGGGCACGGCCGCCUUCUGCCGCGUGGAGUGGCGCUCGCGGGCCCGCGCACGCGCCGCCGCGCUCGAGCCCGCCGACGACAAGCUGGCGCCCGCCACGCACUCGCUCGCCGACAACACGCUGCACUACGACUGAGCCCCCCCCCCUGCUGCCUCGCCGCUGCGAUGUGCUGACUUCACUUGUGUGACGAAUGAUGGUUGUUGUUGUCGUAGCCGUGUCGACAUUCCAUAUUCUUAAAACGUUAUUUUUUUAUAGGAGCUUUAUUUUUUCGCUGUACUAUGAAUUAGUUCUUAAUCAUUUCAAUCAACGUUACCAUACUGUGUCCUAGCUACCACAAGCGGGCUCAUCUUUUAAAGUAGGUACUUAUGACAGACCUUGUAUCACAUGCCUCGAGUACUGAACCGAUGAUUACUCAACUUUACAUUUUUAAUGGCUUUCAUUUUAUACAUUUGUUAAUGGUAAUAAUUAUUCUUCCAUUUUGAGAAACGAAAAAGAUGAUUUUGUUCCCUUAAUCGCAGUGGAAGCUGGAAAAGGUUCGAAUAAAAAUUUUAUUCAUUAAAUUAAAUUUAAUAAAUAAGUUACUUGAAGAUGCUCAAGUAACACUAUUAACACUAACAGAAUGACAAGAACACUAACUAUAACUCUAUCUUAAAUAUUAGCCAAUUAUUAAUUUUAUUUAUUUCUUAUAAAUAAGAAAUAAAACUUCUAAGGUAUUAAAAUCUUGAAUAUUAACAUUAUGUUAGACCUAUAUUUAGCGAUCCGUGCGCGUCCUGGUUAGAUACUACGAAACGUAAAAACUGUUUAAAUGUUCAGUACAUAUCUUUUUUCAUUUUAACUUCUCAUAUCUUUCAUCGCCUUAGAAAGACGAUUUAUACAAACAAUAUUACAUCUAUAAAAUUUUAUUUGAUAUCCUACUAAACAUUGUACUAUUUCAUUUAAAUAUCAGAAAACAAUAGAUUUCAUACAGCAUUUGUUUUUUGAGUAUUGUUUUAUUAAUAAUAUUAUCAAAGAUCUCAAAAACCACUAAUAGUUUUGAAAUAACGUCAAUAAAAAAGUGAGCAAUUACGAAGUUGUUUAUAUGUAUACAAAAAGUAUCAAUAGAAUUUCAUAAAUAAGGCAGAGUAGAAGCCUCAGACUGAUAUUGAAAAGGUUUAUCGUAGUUAAACAUUCGAAUUUGUUAGUAUUAUAGAUAAUUGACUGAAUACAGGUGCAGGCCACAAUAUUGAUGUAAAAAUGAUAUUCAUUGGUUAAUUAUAAUAUAUACUAUCUGUGGCCCGGUGCUAAAAGGGCCAAUAUCAAUA